AUGCCGAAAGCACCAGGAGGAGAUGCGCGUCAAAUGAGACGUCACAACCCAUUGUCCGAAGACUAUGCCCCUUCAAACCCGCACAAGCAAAAAGCACCAAAGAGGAAAGGCCGCUCCAACGCCGGCGACGACGAUAAUGAACAACAAGCAUACAUCGACUCGAAAGCGUCAAGGAAGAUUAUCGCUUUAGGACAGGAUCUGGCUGCCGAGGAAGAUGCCGAGCUCGAGGCCCGCAGACCACAAAACGGAACAAAAUCAGCUUUCGAGUUUGAGAGAAGUCUGCGCGAUGGGGAGGAUUCUGACGAGGAGGCUGGUGUUCCGGAUGAUGAGGCUUGGGGAGACGAGGAAGACGAGGAGGUGGAAGAGGUCGAGGUGGAUCCUGAAGAUCUGGCCAUGUUUAACAAGUUCAAUCCCGAAUUCGACCCUUCGACACUGUUGGCACCCGGGUCAGCAGAAGACCAAGGAGAGAGCACCAACCUCGCAGACUUGAUUUUGGAGAAGAUCGCACAGCAUGAGGCCAGCCAGGCCCAAGGGCAAAUCAUCCGUGGUGGUGGCGCUCCUGAGGACGCCAUCGAGUUGCCCGCAAAGGUCGUCGAGGUCUACACUCAAAUCGGCCUCAUCCUCUCAAGAUUCCGAUCCGGCAAGCUGCCCAAGCCCUUCAAGAUCCUUCCUACCCUCCCCCAAUGGGACACUCUCCUCUCCAUCACUCGCCCCGACUCAUGGACCCCCAACGCCACCUACGAAGCCACCCGCCUCUUCACCUCCUCUCGCCCCGCCGUCGCCCAAGCCUUCAUCCACGACAUUCUCCUCGACCGCGUCCGCGACGACAUCCGCGAGACCAAAAAACUAAACGUCCACCUCUACAAAGCCCUCAAAAAGUCCCUCUACAAACCCGCCUGUUUCUUCAAGGGUCUACUCUUCCCUCUGCUCGCUUCCGGCACCUGUACACUCCGCGAAGCCCAUAUCAUUAGUUCCGUGCUCGUGCGCGUCAGUAUCCCCGUCCUGCACUCUGCAGCAGCCAUCCACCGUCUCUGCGAAAUCGCCGCCGAGCAAAUGACCGACAACCUCGAAGCCGGCGGCGCCACAAACAUCUUCAUCCGCGUUUUGCUCGAGAAGAAAUACGCUUUGCCGUAUAAAGUUGUGGAUGCGCUUGUAUUCCACUUUUUGCGUUUCCGCGCUGUGGAUCAGGAUGCCAUGACUGAUGCUCCUGUGACCAUCAAGAGUGGAGAAAAACUUCCUGUGCUGUGGCAUCAGUGUUUCCUGGCUUUUGCGCAGAGGUACAGGAAUGAUAUUACCGAGGAUCAGAGAGAGGCGCUUUUGGACUUGUUGCUCGUCAAGGGUCACAAGGCUAUUGGUCCUGAGAUUAGAAGAGAGUUGUUGCAGGGAAGAGGCAGAGGUGUUUUGGCCCCUGAGGUGGCCAUGGCUGGUGUUGAUGGCGAUGAUACUAUGGUUGAUAUCCAGUAG
Molecule: messenger RNA, 1464 nt
Organism: Aureobasidium melanogenum CBS 110374
Lineage: Eukaryota; Fungi; Ascomycota; Dothideomycetes; Dothideales; Saccotheciaceae
Product: Bystin-domain-containing protein
Exons: 2
Coding region: 1-1464 (487 amino acids)
Biological process (GO): rRNA processing
Cellular component (GO): nucleolus; cytoplasm; preribosome, small subunit precursor
Molecular function (GO): snoRNA binding
Source: RefSeq, a predicted model, not a curated record